This is a messenger RNA of Racocetra persica, 474 nucleotides long. The record is from the annotation of a GenBank genome assembly. NCBI's taxonomy places the organism in Eukaryota, Fungi, Glomeromycota, Glomeromycetes, Diversisporales, Gigasporaceae.
AUGGAUUUAUUAUACUGCAAAACGUGCAGAACAUACAAAGCACCGGAAACUUUUUAUGAAACAAAAACUUGUUCUGAAUGUUUAACCCGUAUUAAAGAAAGUAAAAAGCGAAAAUAUGAAGAAAAUUUUACUUCUUUACCUGAUUCUAAAGAAAACAUUAUUGAUGUCAAUAACAUUACUGAUGUAAUUUAUAAGGCUCUUGCAAAUGUAGAAGAUAUCGAUGAAAACUUAGAAAGUAGUUGUGAAUUCUAUUUUGAGCAAGCGAUCAAUCUGGAUAUGUUAAUUAAUGAGAUUCCAGCAGAUAUUGAAGAAAAUAAAUAUGAACAUUAUCUUGCAAGUAAGAUUGUUAAUUAUAUUGAGAAAGGAGACGGUCUUCUUUCAAUUGCAAUUAAUUUAACAAGCAAUUGUGCAAAUAUUAAACUUAGCCACAAACAGCUUCAUCAACGUCCAAAGUACACUAUGGUUUCAGAACAG